AUGGAGAGGUGCUCGGGCGAGAGUGGCCGAUGCAUGCGACUUCGGCUGAGGGACGGGGAUGGACCAGCAGACUCAAGGGGAAACGAACAGCGCUGGCCCGACGUCAUUCGACUACGCUCAGGCAUCAACAGCAUGAAGAAUGGCACCAUGGACAGGCAGCGAAUCCUCUCGGGCCUCUCUAGACGCGACGGCGCGCGACAGGCCGUGAACCAGCUCGACGGUCUAGUUUCAAGCAGCAAGCCUAAUCACCAUUGGACGAAGGCCCAGUGA
Molecule: messenger RNA, 270 nt
Organism: Gaeumannomyces tritici R3-111a-1
Lineage: Eukaryota; Fungi; Ascomycota; Sordariomycetes; Magnaporthales; Magnaporthaceae
Exons: 1
Coding region: 1-270 (89 amino acids)
Source: RefSeq, a predicted model, not a curated record